This is a messenger RNA of Spizellomyces punctatus DAOM BR117, 2146 nucleotides long. RefSeq lists its product as uncharacterized. Gene Ontology annotation, cellular component: PCNA complex. Gene Ontology annotation, biological process: leading strand elongation; mismatch repair; regulation of DNA replication. Bases 301 to 1857 code for a protein of 518 amino acids. The record is from RefSeq and is a predicted model, not a curated record. Gene Ontology annotation, molecular function: DNA binding; DNA polymerase processivity factor activity. NCBI's taxonomy places the organism in Eukaryota, Fungi, Chytridiomycota, Chytridiomycetes, Spizellomycetales, Spizellomycetaceae. The transcript has 4 exons.
UUUAACUUGUCGCGGGAAACUCGCUUCAAAGCACUCCGAUCAACCCGACCCCAAGGGGCUGCCGGCUUAGGUUUUCGCUUUUUUUUUUCUUUUCGGAACCCGCCAUUUGAACAUAGCACCGGAAACCCAGAGGUGCGUACUGUUUUAUGAGACAAGUAAUUGGUCACCUGUCCUUACUGGCCUGCGCAUUGAUAUUAGUGCCCUUUGGCUGUAAACUGCGGAACAAGGCGACAACCUCGGCGUCUCUGUAUUGACAAGUGAUAACCACGAGUGACUCUCCGGGAUUUGAAAAACGCCAGCAUGUCUCGUCGCACUUCUCAACAAUCGCAACCCCCGCAGUCGCCAGAAAUGGACCUCGAAGUUACAUUCCGUCCUGGCGGGAAGCACAUUCUGUCAGCCUUGCUCGCAUCAGUCAAAGACUUUUCACCGAACCCAUCCGUUAACUUUGUUUUCACCUCCCGUGGGCUGUCCGUUCGGUUUGCUGCGCAUCCAACAGACGAUAAGGCUGUCGUAUCAUUCACGCUCGAUGCACCAGUUCAAGAAGGCGAAACGGUAGAAGAUGAGCCAGCAAGCCCUGGAUCGUCCGUUGCGAGUGAAGGAGGUGCAUGGAGGAGGGAUUCCUCAGGGAGUGUACCUGCGGACGGUCCUAACUUGUGGGGUGCUGGGACGGGAGGCAGUAGCGGUGGCGGAACGUGGGAUUCAUCUCGACGAGUGUCGGGCGGAAAUGCUGCAAACAACCCGGCCGGAACGAUUGGAUCAGGAUUCCCAAGUGCUUGGGGACAAUCAAAAUGGGAUGCUCCUAGACGGGCUUCAGGUGGAAGCACCGUCAGCGCGGGAGGUGGCGCUGGAUGGGGAGCUGGAACCAGGCUCUCCGGUUCCAGUACAUCAUUAGCCGCCCCGAGCAAUGGCCUCUCACUCAACAUUUCGCGUCCCCCUUCGGCUGCUAGCAUAUCGAGUGUAUCUAGCCGUGCUGGAAGCGAAGUAGAUGCCGACACGGUCACACCAAAGUCUAUAUGGCCGCACAUUGCGCAUGCUGGGGUCUCUGGGUGGACAAGUCCGUUCUCAACCUACCAUCUCCGCAAGCCCCAGGUCGCGAUUGGGCUGAAUCCGCGGGUGCUUCUGCAGCAGCUCAUACUUUUGGAUGAUGAGGAUAGUCUGACCAUUCGAGCAGACGUAGGCGAAGCUGGCGUUGUGAUGCUAUAUGAAUUGUAUUUUGAAUCCUCUGAUGGUGGAAAAAAGUGUAUGUACGAAAUGGACGCUAUGCCUCGAUUAGAUAGGUUAGGUCCCCUCCCACGACCGCGGUAUCAUCACAUUUGUCAGAUUGCAUCCCAAGAAUUCGCAAAGAUCUUUGGAGCCUUGGGUGAUACCAGCGAUAAAGUGAUCAUUUCCGCGAAAAAGUCGUCCAUCACAUUUUGCUCUUCGGGUGCGGAGGGAACAUUGCAGGUUGGAUUGGCGCAACGGCCACUUCCGAAUGGGGAACCAAAUCCGCGUUUUAAAGUCCACUGCCACUCCGCCUCCCUGCGUCAGACCUUUGAUUCGCGUUACCUUCGCGGGUUCACCCUCGCUACGCCACUCUCGCCGUCCGUUGUCUUGUACUUUGGUACCGGACGUACGCCUUUGCGCCUGACAUUCCCCAUCGUGGUAGACAUGGAAUUAUCAUCUGAUGGGACCAAGGAAUCGAUGACCCUUGCCUCUGGAAAGACGCUUGGCCCUGGCGGAUUUUCUGUGAGUAUGAGUCCUUUUGUGGGAUCAGAGAGAGCUGGAGAGAGCAGUAGUAAACGACGGACUGUGAUUGGUGUGGUGGAGUACAUUUUAUGGCCAGAAGCCGAACGAGGAAUCGGAGAUUUGAGGGUUUAGACAUUUCACAAAUGAUUUAAAGAUUCUAGAGCAUUGGGGAAGAAAAACGUACAGAAUAGAGUGGCGAGAGUGUGGUAGCUUGGUGUCGUGGCUUCUGUGGGUUUCCAAGUUUGGUGUAUUUUAUAGACAUCCGAUAGACUCUAUACUGCCUUACAGUCAACCCUAAGAUCCUGCUGUAUCUGCAUAAGACAACUCCGAAGUGCUUCUGAUUUCUCGUGGCGUUACCUUGGUUGCCUCAUCAAGAAUCACACGGCAUAUAAAAGAUAGAGCAUCCUUAAGUAUGGAACAC